CGCCGAUGCAUCGCUAGCUUCCCACUGCACACGCAUGAUCCGAGCAGUCGGCUCGCGGCGCGUGCGACACGAACAUUGCACAUAUUGGAAGCUCGAUUCUUUCGAUUACGAUUAAUCGGUACGAUUUCCGGGCGCGCGGUGUGACCUCGCCCUAACAUUCCACUCGUUUUCAAAUUUUAUUAAUUAAAAUCUGAAACGAGUCCGUUACUAUCGAAUAUCAAUUGUGAUUAUUGGAAUUUGGUGAGAAGCGAUUAAUAAUUAACAGGGAAUAAGAGCUAUUGUAUAGUAAUUGUAUACAAUUUAGUAUACAAGAAUAGUGCGGUACCGUUUAGGAUGUUUCAUUCAGUGCAAUAUUUGACGUAAGGAAUAGCAGAUCGUAUAGAAUAAAAGAGUGCUAAUAGAAAUCAUAAAUAAAAAUGCAACCUUCCACUUGUCGGACUGCAUAAUUUAGAUAUAAACACAUGCCCCUGAUUUCGGUUUCAAAUUCGAAUCCAUUUUUCACAAUCGCAUUGAAUUUCAAAUAUGUCCUUAUAAACGUUGGAUUGUAUUAUUUUUGUGGACUAUUUCCCGGUGGACGUCUGUCGAGCUGGUUUUGUGGUGGCUAUUGUUGUCUCAACUGCAUUAUAGAAAACACGGCGAUGGGAAAACUUAGCAACCUUACCACAAGGAUGGCAGUUCUGCUGCUCUUCCACGCAGCUGGUGCUGGGCUCGCGUCACCAACUGUCCUAGUGACGAGACCGGUCUCUAAAAUACCCACGGAGCGACUUCCUACUGAUAACCAGACUAUUUAUAGGUUAGAAGAAGGCGAAAUUAGAAAUUUCGAAUUAAACACGUCUACAAACGCGCAAACGCCUGUGUUCAUUACAGUCAGUCCUUGCAUAAAGGAUUUCCGGUGGGCUAUUUACCACAGCAUGGCGCACAACAUUGACGGCCCUUUAAAUUUACUAAAAGAAUACAAGGAUGGCGAGUCGAACACAUUAGCUGUAUUUAUUUCGAAACAAGAGAGAUAUUUUCUACAGCUCUCAUCGUCAAGAGGCGGUACAGUAGCAGUGAGUGUCAGAGGCGAGGUACCAAGAACAGUUCGCAUUCGACUUAGAGUGAGAUCCAGGCGGAGACUUACUGCUAACUGGGAUCCAAGCCCUAUAGACCCUCAAUCAACUACAUAUUGCGUGGUUGCAUCAUAUGUAAGAAACUACACAUCAUUAUGUGCAGCUCAGUUCGACGUCAAAUUGAAUCGAUUGGAUAAUAAAUCGACUCGAUUCAACCCUGAAUUAGAUAGAGUAAACUUUGAUAUUGAAGGCUUGAAUCCAUCAGAUAGGAAGAACCACACCAACCGUUUUGUGUUAACUGAAGUUGAUAACCAAAUUAAAGUGGAAAGCGAGAUUGAUUCACAUUUUGGCAUUUACGAUAGGAAUUUUAAAAGUGUUUAUAGAAGAAAGAAAUAUGGACGCAGCACAAAAGUGACCAAUGAAGAUCCAGUAAUAGCUUGCGUUGGUGAUAGAACUCAUCACUUAAUUGAAAACUUGGACCCCAAUAGAACUUAUUUCGUAAGUGUCUUCGGUAUCGCUAAAGAUCGUCGAGCAGGUUCCUUGUUGGCUAGUAGUAGCGUUCGCCCGCGGACGUCCACUGCCAAGCGGCUUAGAGAGAACGUACCUUAUCGUUCUGAUAUUAGAACGAAAACUGUUUUUUAUUUUAAGACCACUAUUGGGACUGGUGGUGGUCUUUGGUUGACCCUAUCGAAUUGUGGUGGAGCAAUUGACGUAGAAGUGUUAGUCAAGGGAAAGAGAUUGUAUAUAGCCAAAAAUAUAGAGUCCCAUUUGAAAAUCUUUGUCCCAGUACCAAUUUCGACCUCAUCUAUGCAGGAGACAAGUGAUGAAGGUUCAGUACAGUUUGACUCUAGUUCAGAGGAAGCUAGGAUGAGGUAUGUCAUCAAAGUGACUCCGAGUAGACGGGACAGGGACGGAAGCAUUAGUUUGGAGAUUGCUGCUUCUACCACAAGAUGGGGUGUAAAUAUUCCAGAAUUAUCAGAAGAUGGCGCCAUUGUGCGAGAACUGAGGCCAAAGAGAUCAUGCAGAUCCGUAGAUAUAGCAUUUCUGCCAGCCACACACAAUGCAACUGAUGUUAUCAGAUAUUGUACAAUCGUCAGAGAAUAUAUAAAUGGUGAAGUCUAUACGUGUGGCAUGUUUAAGAAGUCUUAUGUGAAACCACAGUGUAUAAACCAUAUACAGGCAUCAUCAUCGAAAGUAAUAAAGCAGAAGAUAAAUGGACUGAAAUCCGGCAGAAAAUAUGCAGUACAGGUCACCGCAGCGAGCAGAGGUAGCACAGUGCCCUAUAAUGUUUUAUAUGUAAACACAAAUAUAUCAUGUAAAGAGGAACGAUAAUAUAUAUUGUGUAUCGACACCAGAGGCAGAUAUGUAUUACAAACAUGGGGCUUUCCAUAAACCUAAUUAAAAAAGUGUGGAUAUUUCGAAAGCUCUAAUAACCUUACUGGCCACGUAAAAAUUCUAUUUGUAGAAUUAUCCCAUAUUCCUGUAUAGUGUUCGUAGAGAAUGCCAGAUACUAUUCUUAAUCUAUGAUAAUAUUAUUUAAAAUUAAAACUUUAAUAAGGAUAUGCCUACCUCAAAUGAAUUACUACGAAUAUUCUAAAUAACUUUCCGAAUUGUUGUUUUAAUUUGCAAACGAAAUAUCUCGCUAUGCUUAUUCAAUAAUUACUUAUAUUUUUUUUAUUAAGAUUAAAGACACUGGCCACUAUUACACUAUUUCAGUUAAAAAUGAUCCUUAUCUAAUUUAUGAGAUAUAUGUGUGAAUAUUUUUAAUUUAUAGAUUAAGAAUAGUAGGUACUCGUACAAUCUUUAAUUUUUGUGCCAGUUGACAUGUGCUGUACAAUUUUAUAUACAAAAUUUCAUAAUUGGAUAAGUACCUACUGUGCAGGUGUCGUUGUUUAUGGUUUUGUAAAGUUGUUUACUGGAAACGUCGCCUAGUAUCUUAUAUUUUUAUAACUGACCCAAUGAGAUUUAAAUAUUAUUUAUGUAAAAAAAUCGGUAAAUAAAUUGAUGAACAGAUGAUAAAUUAUAUGAAUUGUACUGAACGUUUAUUUUCUUAAUUAUUAUAAAGGUUCCAUGCCUCUUAGUUAUUGUACUUAUUAAUUAUUUAUUUUAAUAAAUUGCAUUUAAUGAUUUUGUAUCAUAUUUAAAAUAGACAUUAUGUAUACAUAUAAAUUACGACAAAAUGCCACUGACUUCCCCGUCUAAAAAUUAGAGCUGUGGGAAUAUUUUUUUUUAAGAUACAUUUGUACCUAAUCCUAUGUUCCUAAUCAUCUAUCUAUUACAUAUCUAUGUUUUUUUUUGUUGUAAAUAGUAUUAAGUUCUUAUAAUUAAAUAUUAAUAAUUAAAUAAGAUUUUCCGUCUGCUACGACUUCUUUUAAAAUAACCGACGGUUUUUAAUCAUUUCAUCCGAGUUUAUUUAUUUAAUAGAACAAAAUUAAUAUGAUGAAAAAAAAAAAUAAAAAAAUCUUAUUUUUUUAAUGGAUGAUAAUGGAAUAAUACCCUGCGUUAACCGUAUAUGCUGACAGAGCUCCAGUGGGGGAUGAUAAGCGAGACUAAAAGGGCAGUUCUAUGGCCUAUCGUGAUGAAUAUACCUAGAAUACACUUCAGUGUGAUGAUUUUCAGAGGGAUCACAGAAAGUCAACUUGAUUAACAAUCCCUUCCCCCAUGUCAAUGGGCUUUCCCUCUUGUUUAUUAGCUAAUUACAACAAGAAUUAUCAUAAUCGAUUGGUCGAUCUUACAUAGGAGGGGCGGAGGGGAGGCAGUAUGAUUGAGAUUUAUAUCCAAUGGCAAGUCGACAACGUUAAUAGCUGAUUCCCGUCACCCUUUUUUUUGUGAUAAGAAGAUUCAUUAUUAAAAUUUUAUAUGAAUUGUAUCUAAAUUAUGCGAAUUGAAACUUGCCUUCUUUUGAAGUCACUUGAUAAUAAUAAAAAAAAAACUAUUCACCUUUGCGUUGUUCAGCUAGUGAUGCGUACCUUCGAUAGUACAACAUUGUCAUUGAUCCCUAUUUCUAGAUUUUACUAUACUAUAAUUAUUAUUAUUUAUUAGAAUAGGUACCUACUACUUGUAGGAUUCCAAAUUAUUAUUUUAAAAAUAUCAUUGAGUUCAAUUUAAGCAUAUUUACUAAUCAAUUUCUCUAUACAUCAUGAUAUGGUAAUAACAAAGAAGACUCAAUCAGCAGAACGCGUGAGCGCCUUUCGGGGAUAACAAAAUCGAAUCCCAGCUUUAUUUUUAACCACUUAUUUUUUUAAAGGAGAUGAAAUGCUUGGAAUACUAACUGGUUCAGUCAAUGUACACUAUCAUUUUAUAAAAAGCUGACACAAAAUACUUUUGUGCCAAUAAUCCGUUUAAUAAUUUGAUUUUUUCAUAUUUUUACGAUAAAAGUCUUGAUUUUUUUAAUAUUUUGAUAUACUGUACUAUGACUGGAAAACCACUUAAGUCUAGCCUUAUUGUUACGCUUCGUAAUUUAAAGGGGAUGUAAAGCUGCCAUCGGUUAGGCUACAUCACAAUCUUUUGUGUAUGAUGAAAAUGGAAAAUGUAAAAAUUCUCAACAACAGCGGACGAGGGAGAGGAGCUAAUUGUUAAUAAAAUAUUGCCUAUGACUAGGUAUAUAUUACAAAAAUGUCUCCCGAACACAUUACCAUUUUCCUACAUUGUUAGAUUUUUUUUAUACAACAGAUUGGCAAACAAGCUGACGGUCCACCUGAUGGAAAGUAGUAACGGCCGCCUAUAGACAUGAGCGGUACCAUGGAUAUAACAGAGUAUAUUGUUUCGCUCAUGAUACCCCCCAUGCGUUGCCAUUCCUGAGGACUCAGGUGUUAUUCCUCUGUACCCAGUAAAUUCACGUAAUAAUAUAAUUAUAGUGUGUUAUAUAUGAGAUAGAAUGAAAAUUGAAAUUGUUUGUAAUUUAUGUUAUAAGAUUAGAAUUAGAAACAUAAGUA
Galleria mellonella (greater wax moth) is the source of this 4984-nucleotide messenger RNA. RefSeq names its product protein NDNF-like. The transcript has 13 exons. The record is from RefSeq and is a predicted model, not a curated record. Bases 462 to 2381 code for a protein of 639 amino acids. NCBI's taxonomy places the organism in Eukaryota, Metazoa, Arthropoda, Insecta, Lepidoptera, Pyralidae.